Loxodonta africana (African savanna elephant) is the source of this 1405-nucleotide messenger RNA. Its product is annotated as olfactory receptor 8A1-like. The record is from RefSeq and is a predicted model, not a curated record. NCBI's taxonomy places the organism in Eukaryota, Metazoa, Chordata, Mammalia, Proboscidea, Elephantidae. The coding region runs from base 419 to 1348 and encodes 309 amino acids. Gene Ontology annotation, cellular component: membrane. Gene Ontology annotation, molecular function: odorant binding; G protein-coupled receptor activity; olfactory receptor activity. The transcript has 2 exons. Gene Ontology annotation, biological process: sensory perception of smell; G protein-coupled receptor signaling pathway.
GUAAAAUAAGCCAAUCACAAAACAACAAAUAUUAAAUGAGCUCACUCAGAAAAUAUACCUAAAAUAGGCAAAUGUAUAGAGAUCAGAGUUUAAUAGUAGUAACCUGAGACAAAAGACAGACAGAAAAUCUGAAGCAUUAUUUAAACACACUGAGUUUCUGUUUCUGGUGAUGAAAAAUUUGGUAAUGAUACUGGUGUUUGUUGCACAACAUGAUUGAUGUAAUAAUUCUCACUGAAUUGUACACAGGAAAAAUGUUUAAUUGGCCAAUGUAGUGUUAUCUACAUUUGUCCAACAAUCAUAGAAACAGCCCAGGAUCUCCAAGCUUGAGACAAAUGCUCAAACCAGCUUCAUCAAGGAAAAUUACAGCCUUUCACGGGGCUUUUCUCUCCCAGCCCCACAGGCUUCCAACCCCAGGAGAAUGCCUGCAGAAAAUCACUCUACUGUGACAGAAUUCAUUCUAGGAGGAUUAACAAAUCGGCCAGAGCUCCAGCUCCCUCUCUUCUUCCUCUUUCUAGGGAUCUACAUGGUCACCUUGGUGGGGAACCUGGGCAUGAUCACUCUCAUUUGUCUGAAUUCCCAGCUUCACACCCCCAUGUACUACUUCCUCAGCAAUUUGUCAUUUGUAGAUAUGUGCUACUCCUCUGUCAUUACUCCUAAAAUGCUGGUGAACUUUGUGUCAGAGAAGAACAGCAUAUCUUAUGCAGGGUGCAUGUCACAACUCUACUUUUUCCUUGUUUUUGUCAUUGCCGAGGCUUACAUGCUGACAGUGAUGGCCUAUGACCGCUAUGUUGCCAUCUACAGCCCUUUGCUUUAUAACAUCAUUAUGUCACAUCAAAUCUGCUCCAUGCUAGUGGCUGUGGUCUACAUCAUGGGGCUCAUUGGCUCAACGAUACAGACUGCUCUCAUGUUAAAACUGUCCUAUUGUGAGAGCCUCAUCAGUCAUUACUUCUGUGAUAUCCUCCCCCUCAUGAAGCUCUCCUACUUUAACACCUAUGACAUUGAGCUGACAGUUUUCUUUUUGGCUGGAUUCAACAUCACAGUUACCAGUUCAACAGUCCUUGUCUCCUAUGCCUUCAUUCUCUCCAGCAUCCUCCACAUCAGGAGCACAGAGGGCAGGUCCAAAGCCUUCAGCACCUGCAGUUCCCACCUUACAGCAAUAGGACUCUUCUAUGGAUCUACUGCAUUCAUGUAUCUAAAACCUUCCAGAGCCAGUUCCUUGGCCCAGGAGAAUGUGGCCUCUGUGUUCUACACCACAGUGAUCCCCAUGUUGAACCCCCUUAUUUAUAGUCUGAGGAACAAGGAGGUGAAGGAUGCCAUGCAGAAAACACUGAGAAGAAAACUGUCUUAAUGCAAAUGUUAUCACUCUUUCUCAAUUUUAAGAGUAAGUUGUUACAAACACCAGAGA